Ciona intestinalis (vase tunicate) is the source of this 5378-nucleotide messenger RNA. Lineage: Eukaryota; Metazoa; Chordata; Ascidiacea; Phlebobranchia; Cionidae. The record is from RefSeq and is a predicted model, not a curated record.
AAUUAUUACAGCGGUUCCACUGUAUUGUUCGAUACGUAUCCAUUCGUGGUUUUAUUAUGUGUACGCUGUAUUGUUGCCCCUCAAACGGUGAACAAAACGGCGCUAGUAGUUUUAUCCGCCAGCUGAAUUGAGCUCUCUUUUGUUAUACUGUAGCUAGGUAAUAGGAUCCAAAACAGAGCGAAGUUAAAAAUGGUUUAGCGGUCUUUGAACAUGCCAGAGAAAAUACUAACUACAGAUCCGCCGGAAAUCGACGAAAAUGAUUUUGACGAGUUCCUCGCCACAGACGAUCUUUUCGUUGAUUAUUUCAACACUUUCCUUGAAUUACCGAGUUUCCCGGAGCCAUUAAGGUUUAAUACUGACACUGGAGGAUUCGAAGUUUUAACUCCGGAGAAAUUUAAACUCGCUGACAAAAUCAAGUCAUAUGCAAGGUCCCAAACACCUAUCAGUCAAGUGUAUAAGAAUGCGAUCCCCCACCCACCAAUCCGCCUCCCUCAUUAUGAAAGAGAGAAAGCGGAAGAAAAUAAUGAGGAGGAAGAGGAGAUAAAAACGAGUUUUAGUGUCAAGUGUCUUGACAAAGAACAAGGCAUGCAAUGGAUUAAAAGAUUCCGACUUCCAACUUUUCUACGUAGUGAUCUCUACAUGGAAUAUAGACUUGCGAAAUUACUCUCACAAAUCGAGACACGCAGAUGUGGAAUUAAACUGACUGUGGACCAAACUUACAGACCAUGGCACAAAGAAAAGAAGGUGACCCCUCCCACCACCCCUGUGGACGAGAAAGGGCAAAUGAUGGAACGAUUAAGCGUCACAAUGGGCUAUUCUACUCCGUCACAAACGCAACAAUGGUUUACAAUGGCAAAGCAAGUAGAAACAGUAUCUGUUUCGGGAACUCCCCGUUCUGUGACGUCAGCCCCUGUUCCAACCCCUCGACGCAAGAGUUCGUCUCGUCCAAUCAGCUCCAUGGAUUCUCGUCGCGAUAUCGCCGACGACGCCGAGGAAUAUUUCAAGAAAGAGAAUAAUGAGGUACAAAGCUCAAACACAGAACCCAAGUUUUCUUCCCGUUUGACCUCAAACGCUGCGUUUUCUGGAUCGUCCGUCGUGUUCUCUCCAAGUGUGCCGAGUAAUUACCCAUCCAUGCCGAUGCGGCUGCGUGCGUGAUGCUUGCCGCUAAAGAGGGUGCCGCAAGUCGGUCACGUGGUAAAGAUUGAACCCGAACUUUCCGAUGACGAAAGCGACCAGGGUGUUGGGAGUGAGAGCGACGAGAGCAAAGAAGAAACAAACUCGGAGAAAUCCGUGGAGCAAGAGCAGAAAAGGAGUUAUAACUUUGAUGUGACGGGCGUCACCUCAUAUUCAUCAGUUUUUGUCUCACUUGCGAUAAAAGAAGCGUUUCUUUCAAUGAGCCCUAACCUCAGUUCCACAAAACUUGACAACAUUGUCAACCUAGAUCCAAUAAUCAAAUCUUCGUCACAAGAUGGGGGAAUUCCACUGAGUCAGCUGACCCACAAUAUGUUAGCUGAAGCUGUGAUGGAAGCUGAUGAAAAAGCUGAAUUUCCUGAAGACAAGUUUUCUAACCGAUCCCAUAGUGCCAGGUCUUUGUCAGGCUUACUGGAACAUCCAGCCAAGAAAUCGAUUUCAUUUUUGGAAAAGUACAAAUUGAUAUCAACAUUUGACGAAGAAACAGACUCUGUGUUUUCGGACGAAACUGACGAAUCAGAAUUCACCACCUCAUCUCGGAGAUUUGAUUUUACUGACUCCAAAGGUUUCAACAAAUUCAAAACUUUCCUUCAAAACACGAUUGGAGAGAAAUUAUUAUUAUUAUGGUUGGAUAUCGAUAAAAGUCGGUUUGCUGUUCACCAAGAUAAAACUACAACGUAUCUGCAAAAACUUCGAAAAACUUAUUUAAAAAUUGGAAGUACUAAAAGACUCCCGAAAGAAUGUUUGUCUCGUUAUAAGCUCGAGCACGCCACCUUGUGGAGAAUAGAUCACUUGCAUGACGUGCAACGGAAUAUCGCGGAAUCACUUCUGCUGUAUUGGGCACCAAGGUAUUUAGUUCGACAAACACCCAAAAUACCUUCGAAUAUUUUCGGGGUUGACAACCCUGAAGAGCAGGGGAAGAAGUCACAUGACCCACGCCCUCUGUCAUCACAAUCUUACCCAUCUCCGAAGACCAUGACAAUCGCUCCUUUAAGACCCAAGUCAUGUUUUCCGAGACUCAAGAAUGGUCACCAUGGUAACGAAAAAAGCCGAGUCAGCAGUGAGUACCACCAAUACUUCCACCGUGAUGUCACCAUGACUCAGCAUGACCCGUCACCCCCCCUCACAACGCCGAGCCCCAUCCCUAGCUAUCUAGCGCCAAAAGUGGCAGCUCUGACGGAAAGGGGGAGGAAAGGAUUUCAACUUCCUGUGAGAAGACCUGCUUCAGCUGGCCCACUUACCCGACAAACUAGAGCAAGAUUUGAAAAGAAAAAUUCUGCGGCCCCCAAAUUAAACAACGUUGAGAAAAUCCGAGUCAAGUCAAGCGUGAUGAUCCGGUCUCCUCCUUCCUCUGUGACAUCACAAGUAACUGUGAAAGGGAGUCCGGCAAUGGAAAGCAUGUUACAGGCACUUUACCAUGACACAAGAGCUGGUUGGUUCUUCACUCAAUUCUGUGAACAAUCGGGAAAUAAGAUGUGGAACAACGCCGUUCACUUCUGGUUCGACCUUCAAGAUUUUCAUCAUUUAUUUUAUGGAGAAAUAUUUGAUCAUUUUACUGUGGAAAGAAAAGCCCAGUUAAUAUUCUCCACCUACAUCGUCAGUGGCGCCAGAGAGAACAUCGGCGUUUCCGUGGCGACUCGAAGACAAAUCCAACUAAAACUGAGUCCUGCAUUUGAUGAAUUAUUCGACUCAGCGGAGGAACAAGUCCUCAAGAUGUUGAUUGUUCCGUGGAACCAGAUGUUGGGGACGGAUCAAGCCAGUUAUAGCAAGAUUGAACUGAUCAAACAAGAACGAAAUUUAAAUGUCGCGCCUCGGUAUUUGACUUACCUGCAAAAGAAAGGAAUUAAGCAGAAAAAGCAACCAGUUAAAACUGAGCAGGAAUCCAUGGAAAAAUAUGAGGAAGAUCUAUGGAUGAAAGUUCCGGAAGAUGUUAAAAAUUACACGUUUGAUGAACUUAUCAGGAACCGCAUAGAACUGGAGUUUUUCCGGAAAUUUUUAGAAGAAAAUUAUGCCAAGACUGAUCUCCUUUGUUGGUUGGACAUUGAAUCGUUCAAGCGAAUCCCCCAUCCAGCCAAUGAGAAGCGAGAUGAGAAAGCAAAAGAAAUUCGAACAAAAUAUUUACACAAAAAAUACUUUUUUGGUCCAAACAGUCCAGCAACUAAAGAUGAACAAAAUAAGGCCGUCUUAGCUGGAGGAGGUUGGGGAAAGACACUAAAAGAGCGGCCACCCAAUGAAUUGAUCACGGAAGCGCAGAAGUACGUGAGGCAGAGGAUUGAAAAGAGGUGGCUCCCGUUGUUCCUGGCAACAGAGGAAUUCCAGGAUCGCCAGCGACCGAAAUCUCAGAUGUCGGAUGUAGCAGAUGACGUGAUCUUGCAGAAGAAGAAGAAGAGAGGGGAACCUUGGAGGUUACUUGACAAUAGAUGGCAAUCAUCAUCGAGAGAUUUAAUGGAAUUCCGCCGUGGAUUGACAAAUAGGAUUACAACCUCCCAGUUUAGGAAAUAUGUUUCGUUGAAAGGAGAAUUUCUCGAAAACGAUGUCUUGUUCUGGGUAGAGGUUCAAAAAUACAAGGAUUUUUGCCACAUUCAUAAUGAUCCUGUCUCAACGGAAAUUAAAGUGACUUCUAUCAUCAACUGCUUCAUCAGUUCACACAUACCACCAAGCUUGCAAAUUGACAUAUCUGCUGAGAUGGCGGAAAAAAUCAUUGAAAAACGAAAAGAAAUGGGGCCCUAUGUAUUUAGGGAAGCUCAGUUGACGGUUUUCCGUGUUCUCUUUACUCACUGGAGCGGAUUCUGCGAGUUCCGAAAGAAUCUGAGUGAUGAGAAGAUCACUUCCACUCUGGAGAGACAGAGGAGAAAGAGAAUGGAGAGAAUAAAGAAACAAAUAAAAGAGCAGGAGGAGGAAGCUUUGUUGAGAGAAGAGGCAAAAGCUGCGAAGGAAGCCGACACACUCGAUUUACCCGACAUUCUGUCCACACGAGGGAGCGAGAUAGCAGAGAGCGUAAUGUCCGAGAGUCGCCAUAACAACCUUGCUUGGUCUUAUGGAAAACAUGUUGAGGGCUUGGAGAGACAGCGGCAACUUUUGAUCAUGGAGAAUGAAGUCAAAGGACAAAUACCACCAGAAGCUCUGCCAGCAAGGGAUAUUGAUGUUUCAAGUGAACCAACUGAGUUAGAUACGGAGUCUGAUGAGGGGAACGAGGGAAGCGUCGACACUUCUGCAAGUAAAGGGAAGAAAAAGAGAAAGGACAAGGUUUUGAUUAGUACAAUUAAAGAGCCAAAUGCAGCUGGGGAUAAAUCACAGGAAAUUUCCCAAGGCAAGGAACAAGAAAAUGUUUCAAAAAAGCAAAAAAUAACAAAAAAAAGGGGCACGGAAGAGACUGUUAAACCUCUAGUUUUGAUCGAUUAAGUAUUAUUCUAUAGUUCUUUAGAUUUUUACAGCUAGUGCUGACUUUGAAAUUAUGUUUAGAUUCACUGUAUUGACACUCAGAAUGGAAUGUAAUUCUGUUGCUUAAGUUUUUCGUUAUGUAUUGCUUACAUUAGUAAUACUUAACACAUUGGUUAGUUCGAUUCUGUUACUUAAGGCUAAGUAAUGCUUAUUUUUUUGUUUAAAAGGGGGAGAUUAAAGUACGUCGCUUAUAAUUAUAGGCGCCCACUUGAAUAUAUUUAAGGAAAGGCAACAAUAAUUAAAGAUCGGCAUGUUUUCUACUUAAUGUUAAGUUACAGAUCUACAACCUACCUAAGUGUUUCUGUUAAGUAAUGUAAGUAUUACAUAAAAACUCCCCCAAAAAUCACUCAGAGAGUAACAUACAUGGUAACCUAUAAGCGGGCACAAGGUGUAUGAAACAGAACCUUUUCUAUAAAGACUUUCGUUCCCCCGCCAUGCGAGGAUAAAUAAGUUAUAUAUGUAGCAACUUGUAAGCGGGCACGAAGUGUAUGAAACAGAACACCCGUGUUAUAAUGACUGUCUUUUUUCUGGCUACGUGAACAUAAAGCAAACUACAUUCAUUUAUUCAUUACUUGUGUAAGCAUUACUUUACAGAAAACUUAAGUAAUAGAAAUGCUACCACCCCUUACCACUAUUAUGUUUAGUACUUGCACAUGUAGUUCACUGUGACCAUAAAGUGCCAAGGCAAUCUGCCAAGUUUUAAUUGAUGCUGUAUUGUAGAAAUAUAUAUUAUUUAUUGAUUUUUA